Molecule: messenger RNA, 1611 nt
Organism: Williopsis jadinii
Lineage: Eukaryota; Fungi; Ascomycota; Saccharomycetes; Phaffomycetales; Wickerhamomycetaceae
Gene: TPN1
Product: Tpn1p
Exons: 1
Coding region: 1-1611 (536 amino acids)
Biological process (GO): transmembrane transport
Cellular component (GO): fungal-type vacuole membrane; plasma membrane
Molecular function (GO): transmembrane transporter activity
Source: RefSeq, a predicted model, not a curated record
AUGGAUAAGCAGAAGGAAACCGUGAUCGAAGAAUUUGACCGUGAGAGCUCUACGCAUCACCAGAUCAAGACGUGGGCUUUCCUGCAAAGCGUCUCCAAGAGACUUGAUGGGUUUGGUGUGGAACAACGAGGCAUAGAGAGAAUCCAACCUUACGAGCGUUCUACGAACAAGCUUCGUCUGUUUGUCUCAGUGAUUGGUUUCUGGAUCUCUGCUGCUGGUGGGUUGUCUACAAUGUCCACGUUUGUGCUCAGUGCAACGGUAUUCGAAUUGGAGUUCAAGCAGGCUUGUCUCUGUGGGUUGAUCGCAAUGCUCUUGGGUUGUGCGAUUGCAGGUUACUGUGCCACUAUGGGUCCAAAGAGUGGUUGUAGACAGAUGGUCACUGCUCGUUAUCUGUUUGGAUGGUGGUUUGUCAAGUUCGUGGCCAUGAUUGGGUUUGUCGGUGUUGUUGGUUGGAGUAUCGUCAACUGUGUUCUUGGGGGUCAGAUCUUGGCUGCUGUUAGUGAUGACAAAGUUCCUGUCUGGAUCGGCAUCAUCAUCGUAGCCAUACUCAGUUUCCUGGUGUCUGUCUUUGGUAUCAAGCAGUUGCUCAGAGUGGAGAAGUUCAUCGCCAUCCCGGUGCUGACUUCUUUUAUGCUCAUGUACAUUUGCUCCUCAAACAGUUAUUCAUACCUAUCUAAAUUCGACAACAGUGAAGUUGACAGAAUGACCAUAAAGGGGAACUGGCUUUCCUUCUUUGCACUGGCUUACUCUGUCACUGCAACUUGGGGUACCAUCACUUCGGAUUAUUACAUCUUGUUCCCAGAGUCUACAAAGUCGUACGAAGUGUUCUGCCUUACAUUCUUUGGCAUCGGCAUUCCUUCGACUUUUGUUGGAGUGCUAGGUCUCAUCCUAUCUACAUUGGCAAUGGCCGAACCAGACUAUGCCAAUGCUUACGAUAAGCAUGGAAUGGGUGGUCUCUUGCUCCAGGGAUUUGCCCGUUGGAACGGCUUCGGCAAGUUCUGUACGAUUGUUCUCUUACUCUCAUUGAUUGCAAACAACAUUGUCAAUACAUACUCCGCUGCCUUUGCCUGUCAGCUCUCUGGAGUGUGGUUUGCUAAGAUUCCAAGAUGGUUGUGGGCCAUCGUCAUCACAGCGGUGUACCUCGUCUGUGCUCUUGUUGGCCGUGAUCAUUUCAGUACAAUCCUGGGCAACUUCUUGCCAAUGAUUGGUUAUUGGAUCUCUAUGUACUUCAUCAUGUUGUUGGAGGAGAAUGUCAUCUUCAGAAAGUACUUUCUGUCUCUAUUCACCAAGGAGUUCCCUCACGAGGACUCCACGGACUCAUCAGAGAAGGACAACAACGUCCCGCUAGGACUAAGAGGCAAGAGACAAAACUACAACUGGAGCGCAUGGAACGAUUACGGUACUCUUACCCACGGGUUCGCAGCCAUAGUUGGGUUCCUAUGUGGAGUUGCCGGUGCCGUCGUCGGUAUGGCCCAGGUCUACUACAUCGGUCCUGUUGCGGCCCAUUUCGGUGAAUGGGGUGGUGACUUGGGCAUGUGGUUGAGUAUGGCGUUCAGCGGUAUCGUUUACCCCCCAUUGAGGUACUGGGAGUUGAAGAAGUUUGGUCGUUAG